GUGCACUUUGAGAGCAGUGCUACAGCUCUACAACAUGCUGGGCUCUUUGGUCCUGGUUUGGAUUUUUAUCUGCAUCCUCUUCCUCUUCAUCCGGAUCCAGAGGCCUAAAAACUUCCCUCCUGGACCCCGGCCUGUGCCUAUAUUCGGGAACCUCUUUCAGCUCAACAUUGCCAAUCCCCUGAAGGACUUUGAGAGGUUUGCUGAGCGCUAUGGGAACGUUUACAGUGUUUAUUUUGGAGGAAGACCAACAGUGGUUCUUACUGGAAUGAAGGCUUUGAAGGAAGCUCUGGUGACCAAAGCUGCAGACUUUUCAGGACGGCCUCAGAACAUCCUCAUCAGCGAUAUAAGAGAAGGAAAAGGAGUCAUAUUAGCUGACUAUGGUCCUGCUUGGAAGGAGCAUCGACGCUUUGCCCUCACGACUCUGAGGAACUUCGGCAUGGGGAAGCAGUCUAUGGAGGAGAGGAUUCUGGGAGAGACUGAACACCUUGUUGCACGUUUGGAGAAAGGUUCUGGAGGCUUCGUGAAUCCUCAGACUAUGUUCCAUGAAGCUGCUUCAAACAUCAUCUACCUGGUGUUAUUUGGCACUCGUUUAGACUAUGAGGACGCCACUCUUAAACAAUACUUUCAGCUCUUCACUGAAAAUUUCAAGAUUGCGAAUGGACCUUGGGGAAUGAUCUAUGAUACGCUUCCUAUGAUGAGAACCUUGCCACUUCCCUUUAAGAAAGUCUUCAAAAAUUACUACACAACUGAGAAGCUAGUAGGAGAUAUGAUCAGCAAACAAAAGGCUUCAAGAGUCUCAGGAGAGCCAAGGCACUUUGUGGACUGUUAUCUGGAUGAGCUUGAAAAGAGAGGGGAUGAUGGAUCUUCUUUUGAAGAGGGACAACUCCGGAGAUACAUUAUGGACCUGCAUAUUGCUGGAUUAGAGACCACCUCCAACACCCUGCGAACAGCGUUCCUCUACCUCAUGGCAUAUCCACACAUUCAAGCGAGAUGUCAGCAGGAGAUUGAUGAGGCUCUGAAGGAUAAAGCUCAAGCAUCUUUUGAGGACAGACACAACAUGCCGUACACUCAUGCUGUAAUCCAUGAAUGUCAGAGAAUUGCCUAUACUGUUCCGACUGCAUUUCACUGCACCAGCAGAGAUACUGAACUGAUGGGCUACAGCAUCCCAAAGGGUACCUUUGUCAUGGCAAACCUCUCCUCAGUGCUGAGUGAGGAAGGACAAUGGAAGUUUCCUCAUGAGUUUAAUCCAGCUAAUUUCCUGAAUGAGGAGGGACAGUUUGAGAAGCCUGAGGCCUUCCUGCCUUUUUCUGCUGGACCCCGUGUGUGUCUUGGUGAAGGCCUGGCUCGUAUGGAGCUCUUCCUCAUCUUGGUCACUCUGCUGCGCCGCUUCCAGUUCUUCUGGCCUGAAGAUGCAGGAGAACCGGACUUCACUCCUGUAUAUGGAAUCACAGUCAGGCCCAAACCUUACAGGAUGGGAGUCAGAUUGAGACAACCAGCUAGAGAAAUGUAAAAAAUAAGUAGAAGAAGAUCAGAUUAACAAUAAUAAAGAUUAAACAUGGAUAUCCGUUG
Molecule: messenger RNA, 1569 nt
Organism: Astyanax mexicanus (Mexican tetra)
Lineage: Eukaryota; Metazoa; Chordata; Actinopteri; Characiformes; Acestrorhamphidae
Product: cytochrome P450 2F2-like
Exons: 9
Coding region: 35-1510 (491 amino acids)
Biological process (GO): xenobiotic metabolic process
Cellular component (GO): cytoplasm; intracellular membrane-bounded organelle
Molecular function (GO): heme binding; oxidoreductase activity, acting on paired donors, with incorporation or reduction of molecular oxygen, reduced flavin or flavoprotein as one donor, and incorporation of one atom of oxygen; iron ion binding
Source: RefSeq, a predicted model, not a curated record